AUGCUUGCUCUUGACAGCAACUUCAAAGAGGAUGGUCGCCUAGGCGGUGUCGGUGAAGUUGUUGAAAUCGAUGAGUACAAAAUCGGCCGUCGAAAAUACGAGCGAGGACGUGUAAUGGAAGGAUCAUGGAUUCUCGGAAUGAUCCAUAGAGGCCAUUCCUACAACUAUCGAAAGUCUGUGAAGAUCAGCAUCUUGAAAUGGGCCCGUCGGUGUGGUGUCAAGCGUAUUUCUGGUUUAAUUUAUGAAGAAAUCCGUGGUGUCCUGAAGGUGUUCCUAGAAAACGUCAUCCGUGACGCUGUUACUUAUACUGAGCACGCCAAAAGCAAGACUGUGACCGCCAUGUACGUCGUUUAUGCUCUGAAACGUCAAGGUCGUACUCUGUACGGAUUUGGUGGUUAA
This is a messenger RNA of Belonocnema kinseyi, 399 nucleotides long. Its product is annotated as histone H4-like. Gene Ontology annotation, biological process: nucleosome assembly. The record is from RefSeq and is a predicted model, not a curated record. The transcript is spliced from 2 exons. NCBI's taxonomy places the organism in Eukaryota, Metazoa, Arthropoda, Insecta, Hymenoptera, Cynipidae. Gene Ontology annotation, molecular function: protein heterodimerization activity; structural constituent of chromatin; DNA binding. The coding region runs from base 1 to 399 and encodes 132 amino acids.